GGGGGCGCCCUGCUGGUGCAGGAGGUGAUGGAGCUGGAGUGGCAGGGGCUGCAGGCCGCCCAGGAGAGCCCGCCGGCCCGCGGGGGCGAGGAGGGCCUCCCCCAGAUGCUAGAAGACCCCGAUGAGCUAGCAGUGCUGGAAGAGAUCCAACAGGAGUUGAUCUUGCAAGAACAGUCCGUUAUAGAGGAGUACGAGCGAAGUCUGCAGUUUGAUGAAGAAUGUCUCAAUGCGAUGCUUGAUGGCUUGGAUGCCAGCGACAAGGUCAUCUGCCCAGUGUGUAGAAAGAAUAACCUGACUGUGAGGAAUCAUUUGGUUCUUUGCCAGUGCGGAUUAUACAUCAGCACACAGGGUAUGACAGAAGGGAAGCUUCGGUCACUUCUAGAAAACACUAUCACAGAGCACAGUCACAGGUGCUUUCACAACCCUGAGUUCACAGUUACCAGUGGAAUGGAGGAGGAAACCAGUCUUCUCAUGAGCUGCCCGGUCUGUGACUCCUGGACAAUUCUCCUGUAA
Charadrius vociferus (killdeer) is the source of this 513-nucleotide messenger RNA. It is a transcript of the gene RPAIN, whose product is annotated as RPA interacting protein. Lineage: Eukaryota; Metazoa; Chordata; Aves; Charadriiformes; Charadriidae. Gene Ontology annotation, biological process: protein import into nucleus. Gene Ontology annotation, cellular component: nucleus; PML body. The transcript is spliced from 6 exons. The annotation marks the transcript as partial. The record is from RefSeq and is a predicted model, not a curated record.